AUGUCCCAACCGACGGUUGACACUCGUCUUCUACCUCUUGUGCAUCCUGACAUACACUACCCAGUUGUUGCUGCUUGGGGCUCGGGCGGUCCUCUCACAGAACUGGGCCAACAGAAGAUCACAUCAUCAUUGGACAUCUGGCUUGCAUUCUGGCGUUCGGGAUCCAACUCAGUCGCUGCCUCGACACUGAAGAGGGCCCCUUCUAUCCUUUCAUCGGGUCUUGGUCGCUUGGCCUGUCUUUUGAUAUUGCAAUCACUGUACUGUCUGCUAUUUCGGGAUUGUUCUCCCCAUUCGAUAUCUUCAGCAUCCUUGCAAGCGUUAGCAUCAGCAUUCGUUGCCUGUCUUUCAUAUCACUCGCUAGUUUGUUCGCUGCUGGCUUUUCUGUAA
Messenger RNA from Fusarium odoratissimum NRRL 54006, 387 nucleotides. RefSeq lists its product as uncharacterized. The record is from RefSeq and is a predicted model, not a curated record. NCBI's taxonomy places the organism in Eukaryota, Fungi, Ascomycota, Sordariomycetes, Hypocreales, Nectriaceae. The coding region runs from base 1 to 387 and encodes 128 amino acids. The transcript has a single exon.